AUGACGGAAUGUCACACUACACUACACAUCUAUCACACCAGCAUACAAUGUGCACCGUACGAAGCUCUAUACGAACGUAAAUGCAGAUCGCUGCUUAGCUGGGUAGAGAUCGGAGAUAGACUGUUGACAACGCCCGAUAUUAUUCAGGAAACCACCAACAAGAUUUCAAUCAUCAAGGAGAGACUCAAGACAGCAAGAGACCGUCAGAAGAGUUAUGCGGAUAAUCGGAGAAAGCCGUUAGAAUUCCAAGUGAGGGAUAAAGUACUUUUAAAGAUAUCUCCAUGGAAGGGACUAGUACGUUUCAGGAAGAGAGGAAAGCUGGGUCCCAGAUACAUUGGUCCAUUUGAAAUACUCGAAAGAAUCAGACCAGUGGCGUACAAGUUGAAGUUACSACAAAAUCUAAGCGCCAUCCAUGACACGUUCCAUGUGUCGAAUCUGAAGAAAUGCUUAACGGAUGAAACAAUAGUGUUACCCCUGGACGACGUCCAGAUUAGCGAUCGGUUACACUUCAUUGAAGAACCAAUCGAGAUACUGGACCGAGAAGUUAAACGGUUGAGGAGCAAAAAAAUCCCUAUUAUUAAGGUCCGCUGGAAUGCGAAUCAUGGUCCAGAGUACACUUGGGAGCGAGAAGAUUUCAUGAGAGACAAAUAUCUGCAUUUGUUUGCAGAGAAAUCCAUUGGCAGUAGCAGUUGUUAA
Molecule: messenger RNA, 696 nt
Organism: Cynara cardunculus var. scolymus (artichoke)
Lineage: Eukaryota; Viridiplantae; Streptophyta; Magnoliopsida; Asterales; Asteraceae
Exons: 2
Coding region: 1-696 (231 amino acids)
Source: RefSeq, a predicted model, not a curated record